UUUAAAUUCAUAAUCAAACUUCCAAGGCGGAACUUAUUACAGAACCAAAACGAAAAAAGAUGGAGACAAAGUCAAGUGAAGUUGACUUGGAAGAGUUGCCGGAGGGUUGCAUAGCCAAGAUUUUAUCAUUCACAACCCCUCUUGAUGCCUGUAAAUUCUCCGUCGUCUCUAAAACAUUCCGAUCAGCAGCUGAUUCCGAUGAUCUCUGGGAGAAACUACUGCCCUCCCAUUACCACUCCAUCAUUUCCCGAUCCUCAACCUUUUCUUCUUCAUCAUCAUCGCUAAUAUCUUCAAAGAAACAGCUCUAUUUUCACCUCUGCCAUAAUCCAAUUCUUAUCGACGAUUCCAAGAAAAGCUUUUCUUUGGAGAAACAGAGUGGGAAAAAAUGUUACAUGAUUGCUGCCAGAGAUCUGAUGAUAGCAUGGGGCGGUACUCCUCAGUAUUGGCAAUGGAAAAUUUUUACUGAUUCCAGGUUCGCGGAGGUGGCUGAGCUUGAAUUUGUGUGGUGGCUUGAAAUUCGCGGCAAGAUUGACACUUCCAUACUCUCCCCUGAAACCAAUUAUGCAGCUUAUCUGGUAUUCAGGUUGCGUGAAGGUGCAUACGGGCUUGAUUCCUAUGCAACACUGGUUUCAAUCGGCAUUGUUGGCGGCGAAAAACAUAGAGGAACAGUUUGUUUGGUGCCUGAUGAGGAGCGGAGGCGGGUUCGAUCGCGAAGAAGCGGAAGUGAUCGCGUGGCGGGAUUAGAGAGUCCGAAGCGGAGACAAGAUUCGUGGCUAGAGAUUGAAAUCGGAGAGUAUGUGAACCGAGAUGGAGAAGAUGGUGAACUAGAGAUGAGUGUGAUGGAAGUGCAUGCUGCUAAAGCUGGCCUUAUUGUUCAAGGGAUUGAGCUCAGGCCUAAAGUGGUUCAAUAAUUUCAGGUCCAAUCCAAACUGACCUAAAGCGUUGGUCGGAAAUUAAGUUGGGGGAGCCUUUUAGUGAUAAUGGAAAAGAAGGGGUACUAGAGAGUAGAGAUGAUGAAGUAAUUGUUCCUAAUGGACUCAUUGUUCCAGGUAUUGAGAUCAGGCCCAAAAUUUCCAUUUGAACUUGAAGAUUUGAAACAGAAUUCGGCUUCUUAUUCCAAGCCCAAGUUUCUAAAAGA
Messenger RNA from Mercurialis annua (annual mercury), 1138 nucleotides. RefSeq names its product F-box protein At2g02240-like. Bases 60 to 911 code for a protein of 283 amino acids. The record is from RefSeq and is a predicted model, not a curated record. Gene Ontology annotation, molecular function: protein binding. The transcript is spliced from 5 exons. NCBI's taxonomy places the organism in Eukaryota, Viridiplantae, Streptophyta, Magnoliopsida, Malpighiales, Euphorbiaceae.